UAGUGCAGAAGACAAGAUGGGCCCUUCCAAGGAUAAAGGUGUCAAGGAGGAGUACUAUUUUUCUGGAAUCUGCCCUUCAGGAACGACCAUACUGCAGCAUCCCGAAGUCCUAUCCCUGCAGGACAAUCCAGAAGGACGUCAAAGUCGCUGGCACCAAAAGUUGGUGGGAAUUCAAGUGGAAUGCAUGAAGAAAUGCCUCCCCGGUCCGUGUCCAGAGAGAAGACAUCCCACAGGGCAACAAAGGCUGUUUGAGUUCCAAAGGCAGCUUGGAAACCAGGCUAAAAUGGAUCGAGUUGAUAGGUCUAAUCCAGGAAAUUCUAGAGAUGGGUCACCAUCACAGUGCCGAGUGCCACGUCCAAAAACAGAAUAUUGGAGAUCAGAUGGAGAAGUCCAAGCAGUGAAUAUCCUGGCCAGCGCUCCAUCGAACAGGAAUCUGGACAAAUUCCAGAGCUUUGACUGCAAGACAACCCACUGUAACUUGGAGGUGCUGGAGAAUUGUUCCUUCAUAUUCCUGGCCACCAAGCCCCACAUCCUCCCUGCCGUUCUGCAAGAGAUUGGCCCCGCCGUCACCUCCAAGCACGUCUUCAUUUCCAUGGCCGCUGGAGUUCACCUUCAGACCCUAGAAGAGCUGCUUCCUGCGGGAGCGAAGGUCCUGCGGAUCAUGCCCAACCUUCCUUGCGAGGUGCAGUCAGGGGCUGUUCUUCUCGCUCGAGGCACCUCUGUUGGAGAGGAGGAGGUUUCUCUGCUGAAGACGCUGCUGUCUCCGUGCGGGCUGUGCGAAGAGGCUCCCGAGUCCUACAUCGACAUUCACACUGCGCUGAGCGGCAGCGGCGUGGCUUACGUCUAUAUGUUCGCGGAAGCACUGGCGGAAGGUGCCGUGAAGAUGGGGAUGCCCGGCCCUCUGGCCCACAAGAUUGCAGCUCAGACUCUGUUGGGGGCAGCCAAAAUGAUCCUGGAAACGGGGCAGCACCCAGCGGUUCUGAGGAGUGCCGUUUGCACUCCCGGUGGCACAACCAUCCACGCCUUGCACGAGCUGGAGAAGGGGUCCCUGCGAGCCACGGUCAUGAAUGCUGUGGAGGCGGCCACCAGCCGGGCUCGGGAGCUGGGCAACAGAUAGCAGGCCUGCCUGGGAGUUGGCGAUACCACUUUUCCUGUCCAAGAAAUCCCCCUGGGUAUGGGUGGGCCUCCCCCAUCAGCUCCACCUCUGCAGCUGGAGAACAUGGGACCAUCGCUUUCUACCAAAGGGAGAUUGGCAAGGCUCUCUGGCAUUGGGGGUGCUCAUGGACAUUUGCCAGGGGUGAGGGUGGGGGUGGCAUCAUGCAAAUGAUGCAGAGUAGGUGACUGACAAAAGUUGCAAUGUAUGAUGGUAUCGUGAGAUGCAUGUGGCAUCGUGCCAGCUUCCAGACAGCCGGGUACCUUUUAUGACCCUGUAUGAUCCAUUCCAAACGUUUCCGUUGGAGGAAUAAACAGCAGUAGCCCUGUUGCUGGCUAAGAGUUUGCCUGCUUCUUCUGUCUCUGCCUUGCCUUCUUGAGAAGGCAAGAGACAUUUAGCAGCUGUUUUCCAGGCCUGGUGGUGGUGGGGGCGGCAGCAGCUGCAACGGAGGUCUGUUGACAGAACAGCGCUCUUGAGCUUGAGAAACCUGCUUCUUGUCUCAGCCGGUUCUCAUCUCAUCUCAUCUCACCUCACCUCACUGCCGUGAUCCUCCACUCCAACCCUCGGUGGCCUGAGUCAGCACAGCCAGCAUCUGGUGUGGCAGUUUGAUCACAUCCAGUUGUUCAGGAUCCAGUUUUGCUGGUUGCAGAACUCUCUUGGAGUUUUGUCCCAUUCCUAACCCCAACUGUCUAUUUUUUCUCUUAGUUAUUUUUCUGUCUUCUCCCCAACCCCCCCGUUGUUUUGCCAACACUUUCCAGAACUAGGAGUAUCUUCUCUACAGCAUCUAUUCAAAGCGUAAGUGGAAACUUCUUUCAUCGCCCUGUAGGGCUGGGUUCUCAUUUAUGGGGUAAAAAUUUAGCCCAUGAAACCUUCCAUGGUUACAACCUUGAAAUUAGCAACUGUGGUCCUGGAGAAGUGAGCAUGAUCAACAGCCUUCAUAUAAUGGGGCUUUGGGGAGUCAGCUUAUUCCUCUUCACUGACCUCAGACCCCAAUUAUCGGUUGGAGGAAGGGACCAAUUGCUGGUUCUCCCUUGGUUACGUGGCAUUAAGGGCAUGGUGCGGACCCUAUUGGCUAGGGAAUUUUGGUUGGUGCGGUCUAGGAGGAGAGCCUUUUUGCUGCUGCCCCUGCCCUGUGGAAU
This is a messenger RNA of Python bivittatus (Burmese python), 2292 nucleotides long. NCBI's taxonomy places the organism in Eukaryota, Metazoa, Chordata, Lepidosauria, Squamata, Pythonidae. The record is from RefSeq and is a predicted model, not a curated record.